GGUGCGCGUGCGCUCAGCGCGUUUUUACCGCAGUGUCUCUGGAUUAGUGCGCGGCGCUGCGGCACUCCGCUCGGUUCUCAACAGGAAGAGCGAGAAAAAGCGACCGAACAGCGUCCGUGAGCACCAGCCGUUCCAUCGUGAUUAUUCCCAGCGGUUAUCAAAGCGGCGCGCACCGGAGACAUGGCCAAAGACGACGAGAAGAAGGAAUCCGGGGAAUGGAAGGAAUUCUUCUGGAACCCGCGGACGCACGAGCUGCUCGGGAGAACGGCGAGCAGCUGGGGUCUGAUUCUGUUGUUCUAUCUGGUAUUCUACACGUUUCUGGCCGGCAUGUUCUGUCUCACCAUGUAUGUCAUGCUGCUGACGCUGGAUGAUUAUAAGCCCACUUGGCAGGAUCGUCUGGCUACACCAGGCAUGAUGAUUCGGCCAAAAGGCGAUCCUCUAGAAAUCGUUUAUAAUGUGGAGAAAACAGAGAGUUGGGAUUCAUACAUUCAGGCUUUGGACAACUUCCUUGCACCCUAUAAUGACUCUCAGCAGGCGAUGAAGAACGAUGCCUGCAUCCCGGAUCAGUUCUUCAUCCAGGAGGACAGCGGCGAGGUGCGCAACAAUCCCAAACGCUCCUGCCAGUUCAACCGCACCAUGCUGGGGAGCUGCUCCGGACUCGAGGACCGCACAUACGGAUACCAGGACGGAAAACCCUGUGUGCUCAUCAAACUCAACCGGGUGAUUGGGCUGCGGCCAAGUAAUGACGGAAAGUCUCCAAUCGUCUCCUGUUUAGCAAAGGCUCAGAAGAUGGCUCAGAUGAAUGAAACCACUCCUGCAGUCGAAUACUUCCCUCCAAACGGAACCUUCAACCUCAUGUACUAUCCAUACUACGGCAAGAGAGCACAGGUGAAUUAUUCUCAGCCCCUGGUGGCUGUGAAGUUCACAGACAUCUCUUUCAACACGGACUUCAACGUGGAGUGUAAGAUCAACUCUAGCACUCAGUUCAAGAUCAGCGAAAGAGACAAGUUCGCCGGCCGCGUAAUCUUCAAGCUGCGCAUCAACAAAGCGUAGAGCAACUGCAUCUGCCACACACACACACACACGCACACACACACACACACACAGGAGAUGGUAGGAGUCAUUCAUAUCUCAAAGUGUUCAAUGUAUUUGUCCGUCCCCUUUCUCCUGUCUACACGAUGGUUUCUCUCUGUGUGUGUGUGUGUGUGUGUGUGUGUGUGUCUUUCUAUCUCUGUGUGUUUUGAGUACUCUUGACUGUCGUCAUAUCCAGCUGAUAUCGUUCCAAAGUGAAAUCAAGAGAGCAGGAAAACAUCAUCAAGCCUUUCUAGAUCUCUAGACACAAUCAUCACGAACAAUCCAGUGAAUUCAGAGGGACCACAAUCAUCCAAAACCUGCCAAGAAAUUAUAUUUCACAUAAAGAAAAUUGUGCUCCCGAAAUAUGGGAAAAUAACAUUGUGAUGUGAAAAAUCUAAAAUAGGCUUCAUUUUCUGUAUGCAAAAUAUAAUUUCUUACCUUUUUCUUUUGAUAUCAAGCUAAAAUGUGACCUGGAUUCACUCGUUUGGUCUAUAUAAUGGCUUUUAUGUUACUGAGCGUAUAACACAAAUUAGGUAAAAUCUGGUCAAAUUCAGGAUCAUUCAUGAAAUAAAAUCUGUAGAAAUGCGCAUACAUGAUCAAUUAACAAACAGAGCCAUAAAAAUCGUCACAGACUGUAAUCGACUCAUAUCUGUCACAUAUCUUUCUCUUAACUUGAUAUCUGUUUUAUCUAUUUAUUUAUUUAUUUAUUUAAGGUAUAAGGUACAUUUAUAAUGUUAUUCAUGUAUUUAUUUAUUAUCGGAUUUGUGGUUUUUAUUUUUUAUAUACAUAUGACAACGUUUGUGAAGACACUUUUGUAACACUGUAAUGUUCACGAACGCACACACACACACACACACACACAAGCGAAGUUAAACUGAAACAAUUGGCUGACGUUCUGCACAUGCUCAGUUUGCACUCGACGACCGACACAUUAGCCAAUCAGCUUCAAGCUGCGCCAAUCAGUUCGCCAUUAAUUAAUUUGCCCAAUCGACUGAUCACAUGUAUCGUCCAGAACGGUUCGACCCAUCUUUCUAAACGUGUACACAGCAAUACCUUCAGGUCCGUGAGUGUACUGUUAAUACUUGUAAAUAAUGCCAAAUCUGAAGUAGUUAACGAAGAGAGUAGUUACGAAGAAAAGCGUGAAAAAAAAAAAAAAAAAAAUUCAAUGACGAUUAAAAUUUGCCAAUCCAAGUAGAUGAAUGAACAAAUGUGUUUUCUUCCCAAAAAGUGUUUUUUUAAAUUAAUUUGUUGUUGAGCACAUCAUGGGUUAGCACCCGUUAGCACAGCGGAAAUAUGACGCAAACAUUAGCUGCAUAUGUUUCUGGAAACUUUAGUUCGUUUCUUCUUAGCUUUGGUAGAAUCUUAGAUUUUUAUCAUGUGAUUUGACAUUUGGAUGUUCAAGGGGAUUCGAGUCGAACGGACAAGUCAGACUCCUGAUUUGAGAGCGAGACAUUAGCGUAGUGCUUAUUAGCGAACCACUAGCCUGCCGUCGUCGACGCGCGGGUGGCCUGUCUGUGUUUAUUUUUUCUUUUGUGUUCCUUCAUUCCGCCCCCAGUAGUGAAUGUGCCGUGUUUCUAUUGGGUUACUGCCACAGUGUUGUGCGUUUGAAACAUUGGAGGGUGUGUGUUAGAAAAGUGUGUGGGGAAAAAAAUAAAGAGCCAAACGCGGCCAAACUUUGAAAUUAACGUCACUAGUCCAUCCGUCGCACAUCAGCACACAACUUACAGCCUGAUGUUGGGAUCGGUUCAAUGUUUACACAGAGCAGUGACUAAUAACUAGCUAAACUUACGCUGCCUGCCGUACGUUUACUACGAUUUACUUCACGUGUGCUGCCUGACUGCUCUGCGUCACGGAAUAGAUUUUAUAUGUUUUUAAGAUACGGUAAAUCGAAUUAUUGCACAUUAUUUCCAACUUCUGUACUUUAGACGCAGCAGCGAUGCAUAUUAGCAUGUCGCUGCACCGAGCGUUUGUAUACCGCGUGUGUAGAUCACGCACAUUAUUCAUACGGUUUAUUCAUUUCCGUAAGACGAAAAAUCAAGCAGACAGGAAUUUGGGACAUCAUUACCAUGGAAACAGCACAUGAAGUCAUCAGUGAUCUCACUUGUUAAGUCGUGGUCAUGUGGUCACGUUGCUCAGUGCGAAUUUUGCAGACGAAAUCAUUUCAAUAGUUUCGCACAAUGCCGAAUAAAAUGCUGACCAUCAGAAAGCUAUGGAAGCCUAUUUCCACCACGUAAGAAAAACAAUCAAGCUUUGGUCAUAUCAGAUGAAAUUAUGACUUUCAGUGUGGUAAUCAUGAAUUUAAUAGUUUAAAUUGAGAUAAAAUCGAAAAUUAUUAGAAGAAUCGGAAAAAAUCGAAUCACUUUGAUUUAGUCAGUUUCGACUUUAUCUCAUAAUCAUGACUACGUCGUAAUUUCAACUUUUGAAGUCGAUUAAUAUUGGCUUUUUAUAUCAUGACUUUUUAUGUCAUAAUUUUGAUAUAGUAUCUCAUAAUUGACUUAGUAUGUCAACAUAGAGUCAUAAUUUCAACCUUUCGUCUCAUAAUUGUGACUUACAUCAGUGUUGGCUUUUUAUCUCAUAAUUACGACUUAAUAUGUAAAUUUUGACUUUAAGUCAGAAUUUCUACUUUUAAAGUCAGAAACUUAGGUUUUCGUCUCAUAAUUAUGAAUUUCUAUAUAAAUGGUGACUUUUAAAGUCAUAAUUAUGACAUUACAUCAUAAUUAAAUUUUUUUUAAAUCUCAUAUUCAACUUAGUAUGUCAAUUUUGACUUUUAAAGUCAUAAUUUCAACUUCUCGUUUUAUGAUUAUGAGCUUUUGGCAUAAUUAUGACUUUAAGUUAUAAUUCCAACUUUUUAUCUCAUAAUUACGACUUAAUAUGUAAAUUUUGACUUUAAGUCAGAAUUUCUACUUAUAAAGUCAGAAACUUAGGUUUUCGUCUCAUAAUUAUGAAUUGCUAUACAAAUGGUGACUUGUGACUAUGUCAAUUUUGACUUUUAAAGUCAUAAUUUCGACUUCUCAUUUCAUGAUUAUGAGCUUUUGGCAUAAUUAUGACUUGAAGUCAUUAUUUCAACUUAUAAAGUCAUAAUUCCAAAUUUGUAUCUCAUGAUUAUGACUUGCAAAGCAUGAUUUGUUUUUCUUACAUGGAAGAAAUGGGCUUCCAUAAAAAGCGAACUGAUUUUUAAGUGACUUUGGUGUUUUUUGCCUGCAAAAUUUCACAAGUGUGACCUCACAUUUACAGCUUCAAUCACGCCUACACGCUUCGGACAAUAUCAACGAUGACACGGCGACAAACACGUGCUUACACAAACAAUGGCAAUGACAAACACACCUGCGCUACGAGAACCUCAUUCGAGAGCUUUCCACUCACACACACACACACACACACACACUCACUGACGGCACCGUUGAGCUCUUUGUCCCCGUCUGUGUUUCUCUCCAAACCAAUAACGCGACACGCUCGUCACUUUGAGUUCUCGCCGGAUGACUUAUAUAGCUUACAGACUCAUCCCGGUUUCUCAUCUGUCCUUCAUUGUGAGACGGUGUCUUAUUCUUUCUUCACUCUCUGUAAAAACACUGCUCAGAAACUAGAUGUAUCUUAUUAAAUAUCCUGAAUAUACUGUUAUAUAUUGCCUGACAUGAAAAUUGUGAAACUUAUAUUCGAAAAACAAAUGAUUAUCGUUAUAAAUGAAAAAUGGAAACAGGAAAUAAAAACAUUUUGUGUUUAACAAACA
Onychostoma macrolepis is the source of this 4801-nucleotide messenger RNA. RefSeq names its product ATPase Na+/K+ transporting subunit beta 2a (gene atp1b2a). The transcript is spliced from 7 exons. Gene Ontology annotation, cellular component: sodium:potassium-exchanging ATPase complex. Gene Ontology annotation, biological process: potassium ion import across plasma membrane; intracellular potassium ion homeostasis; sodium ion export across plasma membrane. The coding region runs from base 181 to 1053 and encodes 290 amino acids. Gene Ontology annotation, molecular function: ATPase activator activity. The record is from RefSeq and is a predicted model, not a curated record. NCBI's taxonomy places the organism in Eukaryota, Metazoa, Chordata, Actinopteri, Cypriniformes, Cyprinidae.